Messenger RNA from Durusdinium trenchii, 6296 nucleotides. Lineage: Eukaryota; Dinophyceae; Suessiales; Symbiodiniaceae. The record is from the annotation of a GenBank genome assembly.
CGGAACUCCCGUGCUCUGAGAACAGCGAUGCCUCUUUAGUCGAUGAAUCGAUGCAUGUCGGGUGCCCGAUGGGAGAACUGCCGCCCAUGAAGAGGUCGGGAGGUCAGCUGAGCGACACCGCGGCGGACGGGUCGACCAAGCGCCGCAGAAGCGCCGGUCACGCUGACAGCACCAGCCCCGCGGCGCUGGGCAGAGCGAGUCGACAGAUCCUGGUCGGAAGCCCGCGCGAGCUCUUCCGCGAGGCCUUGGACCUCACGGGCAGGCUCCUGGAGAAAGGUCUUCGUGUCCUCUGGGUCUCCAGGCAGGUGCGGAGCCGCUGGGAGACCCUGCGGCGUCAGCUCUGCGAAGAAAGGUAUCCCAUGGCCAUCAGCCUUCAGCUUCAAGAUCUUCAAGGUGGUCAGCUUCAGCCCUUGCAGAUCACCCAUCCAAGCUGCUUGUUGUCGCAUCUCCUGCAAGGCCGCGAUCUGAACUUUCAUCUCAUCUUCGACAACUGCGGCUUCUCCUUCGUCACGGAGGCCUGUUUGGCCUUGCUCCGCCAGCCGCACUACCUCCUGCAGCCCUUCCCCGGCUCCGACGACGAGCACCACUGGCUGCGCGCUGCCUCCGCGGCCAGCAGCGCCCUGCGGGUGGUGUGGGCGUUGCGGCCGCGGAGGCUGGUGCCGCUGGCGCCUAGCUGCUCCAUACUGAGCGUGGUGGGUGAACUGUUGCGGAAGAAAAAUGAAGUGCUGGUGGUCACCGAGGAUACAGAGGAGGUCACAAGCCUCAAGAAGAAGUUGUCGAAGCUGAAGAGAAGUCCAUGUGGCCUGGAAACAGGGCUUGGCUCAGAGAUGUGGGUCUUGGACUGCGACAGCUUGCAGUUCGAGGCGCGACGCUUCAAAGUGAUCCUGGCGACCCAGGUCACCUCCACCCAGGCCUGGCACCAAAUUCUCGAUGCGCUCGAGGAUGACGGAGAACUUUUUGAAUACCAAUGCAGCCAGUCAGCUUCGGAGAUCGAGAAGCUCGAGCACCUCUUUGCUUGGCUGGAUAGAGAUCAAGAGACGCUGGGCCAGACAUGGGACCCGUCGCCAAUGCUGGGCUUGUCCGUCGCCUGGGUGUUCAGCUCGACCUCUUUCAGGAAGCGCUCGACGGAGGCGCCCGUACAGGCGCUGGUGGUCGAAGAGGACCGGUGUCGCAUCCCAGGCUGCCUGGCAGAUGCAUUGGUCACGCAGUUUUUUGGCCAUCCGAGACCUGUGUGGUGUCGGAUGGAAAGCGUUUCACCCGUGUUCGAGGCCGAGGCCUAUCACACGGAAAGCCAUUCCUGGCAGGUGUGUCCUUCCAAGUGGCGUUCGGAGAAGAUGGCUCGAAGGCAUGCGGCCUCGGAGAUUUUGAGAGGCUGGACGAAUGCAGGUGUCCAAGUGGCGGAGAAGUUGUUGGAGCUCUUCAAAGAGAACAUGACGUGUCCCUUCCUCUUGGAGUUUUACAUGACAUUGCGGCUGCCACCCCUCCAACCAGAGGUCGAGCUCUAUUCCUAUGCGCUCCGCCUAGAAGAUCAAUCCUUUGCGCCUUUGCUCAUCAUCUCUGCGGAAGACUGGGGCAAAAAGCGGACGCACUUCUUGGAGGAUGUGCCGGUACUUCUUGGGUCUAAGAUUCACCAGAAGAGCAUGGAGCUGGAUGUGCAGUUUGCAAAGAAGCUUCGCUUGUCACCAGGAGAUCUUUUAGCUUUGUGCACCUGGACUCGAAAGAUGUGGCGUGUUGUCUUUGACCCCUCCACCUGGCAUCAGGUGUGCCCCAGGGAACCCGCUUUCGUGGUGGCUCCAAGAUCGCCGAUGGGUGAAGUCGAUUUGGAGAAGAUGAACGAGUGGAUCAACCUGCCCGAGGACUGUAGCGCGUGUGACCUCAAGCUGAAGGCGCCUGCGCCCCGCACACCCGUGCCCCGCGGUGCCGCGCCGCCUCUGCCGCGCCCAGCAUGUGUGGCUCCCACGCCCGGGGUUGCGAGGGCGGGGCCCCUUCUUGCGCCGCAGGUCUUUGUUGACUUGGAGGCCGAGUUGUGGAGAGCUUUGAGGAGCCUUCCAGCGGUUCUGCUGCUUCAGAGCUUCUGCCACCACCUGGAUCGAGCCACCGAUGAGCUCCGGCGACGCGGGAGCUGCUGUCGUGAAGUGGAGGAUCCCUGUGCUGGCCUGGCGACCGCCUGGAAGUUCGUUAAGGAAGCGGCUUUCGACAUGAAGAAAAGCCAGCGGCUUCGGUGGUUGGGUGAAUUAGUCCUCAGCACGGCGCCGACCUGGACGUCUCUCUUUUCCUGCGCCAACGACAACGACGCGUCCUCCGCAGGGGGCCCGACCGGUGCGACCCAAGCGAGCUCUGGCGCUACCGCUCUGUGGGCAGCUGGGCGGUGUCAACUCGAACUGCCUGAGUGGUGGGGGCUCUUCACGGAGCCCGGCGGCUCGGCAGGCUCAGCAACGACGGCAAGCCGUCACCUGCAAGGAGCUUUGCUAGGUGCGCUGUGGCACUUGAGACAGGUGGAUUGGCAGCAGAAGCACUGCUGGUGGCGCCACUUGGCCCUUCUCAGUGGUGCAAAGCUGGGCGCUGAAGGUCUGCCGGACCUCACGUCUCUGACUUGCUGGAUCUCGCAAGAGUUGCAGGACGCCGGACGAUGCCUUCGCGGCGGCGCGGCCGACGGCGGUGCGACGCCGGUCGGGGCGUGGGACGCGCGUCUGGCGGCGCUCGGCAUGGCGGUGCUGAGGGCGCUGCUGGGACAGGAGCUCUUCGAUCGCUUCCCAAACUGGGGCGACGGUCACUUGUCGCGGCUGCUGGGGCGGCUCACGAGCAAAGCGUGGCUCUCCAGGAGAGCUGAGAGACUCUUCGAAAAGGAGUUGCCCGGUGGCUGGGAGAUGGACCUCUUGGAUGAUGAGGCGAGCUCAGACUGCGACUCCGGCCUGCGGCUGUGCGCUUUGGCCGGCACCAUACUGGUAGAUGCUCACGGGCAAGUGAUGUGUGUGAAGGAGGCCCUGCUGCCCUGGCUGUGGCCACCGGAGCACCUGCUGAUGGCCUGGGCGAUGUCCACUGGUGUUUGGGAGGAGGAGGAGCUGGGAGGAUUCUAUGUGAUUCCUCAUGACAGGUCUGAGCUGGUGAACUGCAGCUGUUCCGCGCAGUUCGGGGAGUCCAGCACUCCAAACCUCAUGGAGGAGAGUGAGGAGGAGCCCUUUGAGGUUCCCGCUUCUUCGAGACUCUUGGAGCCCUGGGCACCCGAGACUCAGUCCGAAGCGGACGUCCCGCCCGAAGCGGACCGCGCGCACGUCCCCGUUCCGGGCGCGCACCUGGAGGCCUUCUACCAGCGCUUCCGGUCAGCGAUGUUGGACGCGUAUUUUCUGCAGAAGAAGCAGGUGAAGGUGAUGAAGGAUGGCCGCUGGGUGACCUCCUACCUCCGCUUCCACCCCCAAAAGCAGCGGUUCGUGCUGCCCGAUGAUGAUGAGCCCAUCAGUGCCAGUGAGGUGCGGUUUGAGGAGGCCGUCAGCGAGGAGCCGGCAAAGAGCCUGGACUUCCGUGCGGAGAUGAGCGUGGGCGGCCCGCGCGGACAGACGCUCCUGGCGCUCGGCGUGGAGCGCAGCGCGCGGCAGCCGCGCUUCCAUCGGAAGUAUGGCAGCGAUCGCUUCUUGCGGGUUCGAUGGAAGCAAGAGAAUGGGGAGAGCAGCUGCAGUGCUCAACAGCUGAAGCAGUGGCUCAGGGGCUUUGCAUGGCUCGGUCGGUGGUGGGAGCUCUUGCGCCCCAACACCAAGUCCAAAGCGAAAUGCCACGGUGGGGUCUUUGUGAAUGACUCGGACUUCCAAGUGACCUUCUUUGCCGUGCGACCUUGCACCACAGAGGAAGAGGCCUGGUCUCCUGGCCAGCAGCUGGCCUCUUCUGUCGCUGCUAGCGCUGGCGGUCUCGUGCUGCCGUUCCCCCACGUGAGUGCCGCGGAAGCCCGGCAAUUCCACAUCCCCACAGAAACCACGUCCGGUUGCCCAGCGGAGUGCGAGCAACACUUCUUGUGCCGAGAAGGGAGAAAGGCACGGCCAGAACAGGAGCUUCUCAAGAAUCCCAGCAAGUACUGCAAGCGCCUGGACCUUGGAUUCAGCGAUGUGAUCCCCACCAUUGUCCUGCAAGCCUCUGAGAUCCACGAUAUAGAGGAUCUGCGGACGACCUCAAACGCCGUGGCCAGCGAUGGCUGCGGACGGAUUGGCUGGAAGUUGGCGGAACGAGUGGCGAAGCUGGUGGGUUUGGACUACGUUCCCUCUCUAUUCCAAGCGCGCUUGGGGUGCUGCAAGGGCUGCUGGCUCGUGGACUUUCGCAAGGAGUUCUGGUAUAGAGUGUACAACACACGAUCGAUGUAUAAGUGGAAGAUUGACUGGGCCUCCUCAGACGAGCUGCUCAGAACCUUUGAGGUGAAGGAUUACUCCAGGAAGACGGCCAGCAAGGGCUUGUUGAACACACAGCUCAUCGCCGUUCUGGAAGCUGGCGGCGUUCCGCUGCAGAUCUUUCAAGAGUUGCAGAAGGCGGAGCUCUGCAACUUCGAGGAGGAGAAAUUUGGCACCCCCGGCAUGCCACAAGCAGAUCCCAAGUCUGAAGGCAUCGCCCAGUUGGCGGUGCGGAUGUUCGACGCCGGCCUGGACCCGCGUCAGGAGCCCGCCGGUUGGGAUUCGCUGGUGCAGUACCACCUGGGCACGUUCCGACGCUUGAGGCAGGAGGCGCAUUACGGCUGCAGCGACAGCUGGCGCGCCAAGCUGGCGCCGGACUUCACACGGAAACUUUUAGAGUUCGAGGCCAUCUUCAAGCUCCCAGGCGGCGCCUACUUCGAAGGUGCGGCGCUCCUGAGCCGCUCGCCCUGCACGGCGCCCUGGGAUGUGCAGCGCUUCCGAUUUCUGGGGCAGGAGGAGAUCCUGGAGCGCUUCGGCACGCAGGGAUAUCCCUUCUUGCAUGAUGAUGUGAUCAUCCUCAGUAGCCAUGAGGAGUGCCGCUGUCCUCCAGCGGACUACCUGGCCGGUGGCGACUUCGAUGGCGACGACGCUCUGCUGCUGGGACAUGCCAAGUUGGUGGCGGCCUUUCAGCCGAGCAGAAAGGAUGACGUCGCCUGCCAGCUCGCGGCAGGGUUCGGAAAGAAGGCCAACGUGCCGGCCGAGCAUCUGGGCACCGUGCACUUGGAGGAGUCCUUUGAUUUACUUUGUGAAGUCGAGAAGAACGCCAUUUGCAAUGGCUUUCUGGUGGGGCAACUGGGGAAUCUCUGGUCCUACUUGGCGGACCAAAAAGGUGCGAAGGAGGAGAAGACCAUCCAGGUGGGUUUGCUCUUUCAACUGGCUUUGGAUGGGAAGCUCCCAGAAGAUCUGGACUUCAAGAAGAUUAAGGAUGCCUUGCAGAUCCAGGAGCCGGGCAUUCCCCAUUGGCAUCCCAAAGCGCAUAGUGCCCGGCACACACGGCACUCGGAGAGCAUUCUGGGAGAGCUCUACGAUGGGCUGGAGGAAGAGGAACAGAAGUUGAGGUGGCGGAACCAGUACGCAGGCGAAUUCUGCAAGAACAUCCAUCACAUCUGUGACGUCACCGCAGACUUUGACAAAGUCCCCGGCUUUCUGGACUUGGUGCAAAAGCACUUGGAGAAGGCCAGAAAGGAUUUCAGCAGCUACGUGAACUACUUGAAGGGCCGGCGCGACCCUGCUGCUUGCCGGCAAAAAGCCCGUGCCUACAUGGAGAUGACCUACCCAGCACAGGAGUUGAAAUACAUGGCCGUGGCCUUCCACCGUGCUGGCUUGGAGUUUCUACGCGAGUCCUUGAAUGGAUGCAUGUUUUACUGGCAGAAAGACAAGAUCCUGAUGCACUCGUGGGAUAUCUUCAAGGGCGAGCUUCUGCAAUGCUUGGCCACGCAAGGCUUUGCGAAGGCGCCCUACCCGAUGGAUCCCGGGGCACGGACCCAGCUCCAACGGAAGCGGCCGCGAUGAGGAUAAGCGCAGAUGUGGGAGAAUGUCGUGGCUGGAUGAGCAUGUGAGAUUUUGACGCCGAACACGACGCCUUAGUACAGAAGCCCAGGUGGAUUUGGCCACCUCCGAUGCCGAUUGGUCGUCCAGGAUAGCCAUCGGAAGUACCUGGACCAUCCGACCAUCUGGGUGUCCGGACGGCUGCAGAUCCCAGCCAGGACACUCAGAUGGUCGGAUGGUCCUUGCACAUCGCUCGGAGGAAGAAAUCAAGCCUGGCAGAAAAACAGAGCCGCAGAGCCGAGCCGUAAUUCACGGAUGGAGCGUAAGGGGCACAUAGGAGACUGAUCAAGCUAUGAGGACCACGAGGUCUGAUUUCUC